AUGUCGUUCCUCCUCGCUGCGCCACCUGAGCUUCGCCAAAAGAUCUUGGACCAUGCAUCCAACAACAAAGUCCAGAUUCGCCGAAACGGCAGCAUCUACAUCAUUCAUUCGGACCUCAAGACAGCUAACACGGUCUUCAAAGAAGACAUCGAGACCGUCGAGCGCCUGUGGAUUCCGCGUGCCGAUACGACCGUACGGAUAACUUCCCCGAGCCAGCUCUGCCAGCUUCCUGCCGUCACACAGCGCCUCAAGGACAAGGCCGCUGCGGCCAAAGAGCCGUGGUAUGGUUUCCAAGAGAUCGAAAUAGUCUGGUUCCACAACAACGCACUUCAGGAAGCGAACAACGACAGAGAAUUGGGCAAUCACCUAGCUCGCACAAUCGGCGCGCCGGGUAUCACUCAUCGGAAUCGAGAGAUCUUCAUGAAGGCCGUCAACGUCGGACUAUCGUGGUCGCCAUUGUGGGAGCCCUACGACGGCCUCGAAGGUCUCGACCCCAACGUCACACGGGCCCUGAAGUAUAACUUGACGAUGCCUACUCCAAUGGCAAUGGCUGUCAGUCGGCUGAAUCGAGACCAGGAGCGAACUUGGUGGGAUUUGGUGAUUCGCAACGUCCGAGAGACAGGCAGCGGAGUUGAGGAUAACUACGAGAGUGCGCAGACCGAACAAGGCAUGGCGGUUCCCAUGGAGGACAGGAAGGACAUAUACCCGCGAAUUGAGCUGGUAGGAACCGUUCCAGGAGGCCAUGGGAAGUCUAUCCGAAGCUCAAGUGACGGGAUGAUGUAUACUGGCGGUUUGCAGUUUGCCUAG
Mytilinidion resinicola is the source of this 807-nucleotide messenger RNA. RefSeq lists its product as uncharacterized. The transcript has a single exon. The coding region runs from base 1 to 807 and encodes 268 amino acids. The record is from RefSeq and is a predicted model, not a curated record. NCBI's taxonomy places the organism in Eukaryota, Fungi, Ascomycota, Dothideomycetes, Mytilinidiales, Mytilinidiaceae.